Molecule: messenger RNA, 4065 nt
Organism: Capra hircus (goat)
Lineage: Eukaryota; Metazoa; Chordata; Mammalia; Artiodactyla; Bovidae
Gene: HSBP1L1
Product: heat shock factor binding protein 1 like 1
Exons: 4
Coding region: 401-637 (78 amino acids)
Biological process (GO): cellular heat acclimation
Cellular component (GO): nucleus; cytosol
Molecular function (GO): transcription corepressor activity
Source: RefSeq, a predicted model, not a curated record
UCCCCGGGCGCAGAGCCUGAGUUUGGGGCGAGGAGAAAGCUCAGGGAGCGGAUGGCAGUCGUGGUCACACAACGACGCGGUGGUACCUGACGCCGCUGCACCGCGCCUUAGAAACGUGUAAAACGGCAAUUUCUAUGCUGUGCAUUCUCUGCCAGGAUGGUCAUUAAAAGGUCGUGCUCACUCUGGGCUCUGAAGCAAUGAAAAUAAACAGUGGAGCUGGGAUAGGCCUGUCCGCCGAGAUCCCGCCCCGCCCAGGCCGCCUCCCGCGCGCCGCGCGGGUCUUGCUCCGCGAGUCCCCGGCCAUCGCCGCCGGGAGCCCAGGGCGGCUGAGCGGACCCCGCGGAGCGGCCGGCCGAGGACCAGCCGGCCUGCCUGCAGCCCCGGCCCGCCGGCCGCAGACAUGGACGCACGGGGCCCCGAAGCAUCCGGAGGGCGCGCGCUGCGGGACGUGGCAGAAAAUCUAUUUCAGGAACUUCAAGAACAUUUUCAAGCUCUGACGGCAACAUUAAACCUCAGAAUGGAAGAAAUGGGGGGUCGCAUUGAAGACUUGCAGAAGAACGUGAAUGACCUGAUGGCCCAAGCUGGGAUUGACAGUCCUGCUCAGAAACACAGACUUGAAGACAGAACAGUCAUUUGAAAAUAUGAAAACGUGAAAACUGUACUUUUUGAGUAAUAACUAUAUAACACAAGUUCUUAUUUUUAGUAUUUAAGAAUUCAUUAGUAAAAUAAAAGAUUAAAAGGACAGAGGCAGGGCAAUAAGAAUGUAAGUAGGCAAGAGAUCGACCACUUAACAAAGAUGGUUAUAAAAUGACAGGACACACCUAACAUUUGUGGAUCAUGGGGGAAAAGAAUAAGAUAUAACAGGUCAAUUUUCCCCCAGAAUUAAGCUCUAUAUAGAACUUUCUUAAGAAUAUCAUAAGCAGUUUUCUACAGAAGUUGCUUCUUCAACAUCUUCAUUCCGGUUCAAUAAUUCCAGUCACAUGAUUCUGAGGAAGACUCAUGUUCACCUGUCCAGUCCAAGCAGACCCUGAUGGUAUGUUCUCCAAACCAAAGGAAAACCAGAGAAGCAGCUGAUGCAGGAGCUCUGGACUGCUUCCUAGGACACCCUUCCCUGCUCCCCACCCCCACCCCCGCUGCCCCACGUAGAGGUCGUGACCAAAGAGGUGCACAAAGAUUGCACCCAUCUUUAUCUUGUCAGUUAGAGCGGCUUUCAAAUAAUUGUCAAGUCACCUAUCUAUGAGCCAAAGUAAAAAAAGCUAUGAUCGCCUAAAACAGGGUCCAUUGUAGGCUCUCAUUAUAAAAAAAUAACAUUAUCCCUGCAUAUAAAAGAAAUCAUACUCUUUAUACAACUGAGUGACUUCACUUUCACGCAUUGGAGAAGGAAAUGGCAACCCACUCCAGUGUUCUUGCCUAUAGAAUCCCAGGGACGGGGGAGCCUGGUGGGCUGCCGUCUAUGGGGUUGCACAGAGUUGGACACGACUGAAGUGACUUAGCAGCAGCAGCAGCAGCAUACAAAAGUCAAAAGCACUCCUACAAUUUAGAAUUACGCACUAUCAAUACUUCUCUCUAUGCAAGCAAUUUUACAUAGUUCAUCAUAUUGCUUGUAAUUCAAUAUCCUGUUCUCAUAAACACUUUUCCCCUUGUGAAAGUUUCAUAUACACUUUUGUAUGGUCACUAACACUCUAUUAUGUGGCUGAAAUAAUUUAACAUCCCCUGCACCAUUCCUUGGGGUUGAGAUUGCUUCUUACUUUCUGGCUAGUAUAGGUGAGUUCCCUGAGUGAGCACUGGCCGCCCUCGAAUUCUCUGCACGUUUCUCUAGGGCCAGAAGCAUGGCCACAGGCCAAGCACACUGAGCAGAAUGCACGUGAGAAAGGAAAGGUCACUUCAUGCCCUCGACAGCGAUGCGAGCCCAAAGUGUAAGCCCAAAGGUUUAAAUUCAGUGUUCUUGGUGGUUUAGAAUCAUAUUUCCAUUUGAUUAUAUGAAAGAUUUCAAAGCGUCUUAGGUGUAAUUUUAAGUUUAGCAGAAACUAGAGAAAAUUACUUGAGUUAAAAUAAACCAAACAGAUUUGCAUCUCCAGGAAUAAUACAGAACAUAAUUUAAAGUCCAGGAUUUUUAAUAAAUUAAGUAAGUAGGAAAGGAAGCUUCUGUUUAGUUAUUAACUAAAAUAAAACAUAGACAGUGUCAAAAGUUUAUUAACUUUGCAAAGAAAGUUCUCAGCUGAUCCCCUUUUAUUGGCUCAUUUGGCCAUUUAACAUCUCAAUUAUUCACUCAAACCACAGAUAUCUAUCUUUAAAGAGAUUACUCGGCAUUUUUUAAUAUCAUAUCUGUUUCAGUAUCUUCCUAAUACUUUUAUGAAGAAUUGCUAUUUUCUAGCACCCUGUUACAUAUAUUUAGAAAAAAUCAGAAUGUUUUCAUAAGAAAAAGAGGGAAAAUAGUAGACAGAUUUACGUGUACUUAAAUACUCUUAUUCUAAUCUAAAUGGGAUUAAUACCACUUUAGUAGAAAGCGGUUUAUUCAUUGAACACCUAAGUAAAGUGGAGUUACUUCAAUAUAAAAUCCUAUAUUCAUGAAUGUGUAAUUUAAAACAACACAAAGUUAUGAACUUGUGAGAAUAUAAAGCUUAAUAAUAGAGUUGAAUCUAUAGGGCAGAAGUGCUGCAAGUUUUAAAUUCUUACAUUUCAUUCCUUUUCUACUAUUGCCCUUAUCUAUCUCCAUAGAUUUUUAACUCUCUCCCCGAAUCUCCUUUCAGCACCCCCGCCCAAGCUUUUUGGAAGUAAAUUCCAUCAACUCACACCUCCUUCCCUAGCAGAGCCUCUGCAGCUGCUAGCUCCCCUCAACCACACCAUAUUUCCAGCCCCAGGGCCUCGUCCUACCACAGGGCCUGGUUCUGAGGUUCCUUCUGGACCAGAGUUACACACACACACACACACAGACACACAUCCAUGCCAGCCAGCACUUCCUGUAUCUGAUCUCAGCUUGAACAUGGUCUCCUGAGAGGUCCUUUCCCUGAAUGCCUGUCUGGGUCUGAUGUGUCCUUCAUGUGGUCUCUGGCUGACUGUCACAGUUGUCAUUUCACUUCUUUGUAAUCAUUUGAGUCUCCUCCACAAGGCAGCAACCGGUUUGAUUUUGUUCACCUCAGCUGCUCAGGGCUGGCGCCAGCCCUGGGACCCACGAGCUACUCAAACUUUUUUUUAAACUAAUGAAUGAAUUUUGAGAGUUUCUAAACACUUUGCAAUCUUUUCUAUGAUGCUUUUUGCCCACAGAGAUGUGUGAGAGCUUGAUCACUUUUUGACAAAACCAGAGGCCAGAGGGAAGACUGGGGACAACAGCAGUGACUGUAGGCUGGGGUGGUAUGGGGAGGCAGCGCUGAGCUCCUGAGGGCACCGCGAGUGUUCUUUGUAAAACGUUGACGAAAAAUGUAAAAAUGCCAAAAAGAGUGCUAGGAUCAGUUGGAUUUAAAAAUCAUGUAGGAAAACUCUUCAAAAUGAUACCCACCUAAAGCAAGUCAAGGUCCCAGGCUGAUCUUCAAGACCUCAUAUAGUCACAAGAAGUCUGAGGAGGUCUCGAAUAUACACCCUGAGUUUUAACUAAGCAACCCAUGAAACCAAACUUUGAGUGUGGUUUUCAGAAACAUCAGCAGUGCGAUUUUCUAGGAGAGUUGUAGACAGUAGAUGCUUUGAUUCUGUCGGUGCCCGAGCUCUUCAUCUCUUACCGUCUCGGCAGAGAGAGAACUGGGCAGUCUAGCCUAUGGACACUUGGACGCCUACACAGCUGUUUGCUGUGCUGUUUCAGAUCUUUGUUGUGAAUGUCUUAAACUAUGUAAAUAGCAUCAUAACCCAGUGUCCUUCUGUACCUAGUUUUCCAUUCAGUAGUUUGAGAUUUGCCUAUGUUAAUAUGUAUAGGUCUAGAUCAAUGUAACUAACUGCAAUAUAAUAGUCCUUUGACUAUUUGUCGUUUGUUUCCAAAUAAUGCUGCAAUAAACUCUGCAGAGACAUCACUUUGGCAACAAAGGUCUGUCUAGUCAAAGCUAUGGUUUUUCAGUAGUCAUGUAUGGAUGUGAGAGU